AGUGUGUUUUGGUCUGCUGUCGCGUACGGAUCGUCAGCUGCUGCUGCAGCCGGGAUAGUUAUUUUUGCCGCCGAGCAUACGGUGUGUGUUGAGAGAGAAUAAGAACAAGAAGGCAGGAAAUUGUGAGAUUAUACAUUUCGGUGUUGUGGAUUUAAAGUGGCGGGAAUCCCAAUGAGGCCGAGCAUGUGUGCCAAGAGGUGCAAUUGUCGAGUGUUCUGUGUGUGAAGUGUUUAUUGGAUAAUUUCUUUGGUGCACUCGCGAGACUCUUUUUUUUUACCCUCGAGGGACUAGCGUGCAGCUUCCGGGUGCUCCGAGAGGGAGAGUGAUUGGAACUGCACGAUUUCAUAAGGAAAAAGAAAAUCAGUGAGAGUGUGAGGUGCAAGCGAUCAGCGUGUCUUCCCUGUGUGCCCCGGACAUACCUUCUGGUCGUAUUGCCAUGGAGGAGGAGCUACGUUGUCCUGUGUGCAAGCAACUCUUUGCGAGUCCUGUACUCCUACCGUGCUACCAUGCUCUCUGCUUAGGUUGUGCAUUGGAUCUACAGACCCCAUCUACCACGACCACCAUUGUCACAGCUCAGGUGCAUCCAGCUCCACCUAAUCAUCAGCAUCCUCAUCACGUAUCCUCAUCCGCAUCCACAUCGUCAUCAUCAUCGGCAUCGUCAACAUCGUCCGCCUCCUCAACAUCGUCAGCAUCCUCAACAGGCAGUGCCUCUGCCACUGAGAGUGUGUCCUCCGACCAGGAUCAAGCAGAUAAGGUCAGCAUUUUGAGUGAAGCCGAUUCGGGUGUUAUAUGCUGCACCUCUCGACCGGGGUCCUACGCUGGUACCCCCAAUCUCCAGGGACUCCUCUUCCCACCAUCCGGUGGUGCCGUCUUCUCCCUACCGUGUCCCCUCUGCCGCAAGAUUGUCUUCUUCGACGAGGGUGGGGCCCGCAAUUUACCCCCCUAUCGCGCCAUGGAGUCCAUCGUGGAUCGCUUCUGUGAACGCGAGGCCCUUAGGUGCCAAAUGUGCGAAACAGAGCCGCGUGUUGCGUCCGUUGUGUGUGAACAGUGCGAAAUACGCUACUGUGACACCUGCCGCGAACUCUGCCAUCCGGCCCGCGGUCCUCUGGCCAAGCACAAUCUCACAAAACCCCGCGGGGCAUCUAUGGUGAGGGAAUCAGUAUGUGCUGAGCACACCGAACCACUGAGUCUCUACUGCAUCACCUGCAAGUGUCCAACGUGUCAGCAGUGUCUCACUGAGAAUCGUCAUCACUCGCACGAUGUACAACCCAUCUCUGCCAUGUGCAAGGCUCAAAAGACGGAACUAUCGCACAAUCUGCAACAAUUGUCGGAAAAAGCCAGAUCAACGACAGAGUUCAUACAGCGACUGAAAGGGAUGAGUGACAAAGUGACUGAUUCUUGCAUUGAAUUCGAGAGAUUGGUAGCAGCACAAUGUGAAGCACUAAUCCAGGCAAUUCAUGACCGGAGAGAGUAUCUCUUGGAAGCAAUCAGGCGGGAUAAAGACACUAAGCUACGGAUACUUAAAGAGCAACAAACAAGCUGUACGGGGAAAUUGCAACAAACAACAGGAUUAAUUCAGUUCUGUAUAGAAGCACUCAAAGAGACUGAUAGUGCAGCAUUUCUGCAGGUGGGAACGAUGCUGAUCCAUCGUGUUGCCAAUACGGACGUUACGUGGCACCAAGAGGUGACAAAUGCAGCUCCUCGUGUUUCACCUAUUGUGGAUUUAACACUAGAUGACACGCCACUCCUGCGCGCCAUUGACAAUCUCAACUUCAUUCAGAUGAAACCAUCAAAAGAUGGUGAGGAAAGAAUACCAGCAGCCCCAUUGGCACCCACCAUAAUCCCGGAAGACUGUUCAGCGGAGAAUAAUUCAGUAACGGUAGCGUGGCAGGCACCAAAUCACUCAUUUGUCGAGGGAUACGUCCUGGAGAUGGAUGAUGGGAAUGGUGGAGAUUUUCGCGAAGUUUACUGCGGCAAAGAGACCAUUUGCACUGUGGACGGCCUCCACUUUAAUUCCAUGUAUAAUGCACGUGUGAAAGCGUUCAACAGCACCGGCGAAGGGGAGUAUUCGGAACUAAUUGGACUCCAGACUGCCGAGGUUGCCUGGUUCACGUUCGACACCCAAUUGAGUGGUGGCCCGUGCUCUGGGUUGAAUUUCACCAACGACAACGCCACUGUGUCGGCCGAUGGAUGGGAGCACCGGGUGGCCCUUGGAUCAGUUGGCUUCUCCCGUGGGAUCCACUAUUGGGAGUUCACCGUCGACAAGUACACUGCAGACACGGAUCCGGCAUUUGGGGUGGCUCGCAUCGAUGUGGCCAGAGACAAAAUGUUAGGCAAGGACGACAAAGGAUUCGCAAUGUACAUCGACAGGCAGCGUUCGUGGUUCCAGCACAAUUCUGUGCACGAAAGGCGGGUUGAGGGUGGAAUCUCCACGGGAAGCACUGUCGGUGUGCUCCUCGAUCUGGAACGGCAUGUCUUGAGCUUCCUGGUUAACGAAAUGCCUCAGGGUUCGGUGGCUUUCCGUGAUCUCUAUGGCGUCUUCUAUCCUGCCGUUAGUGUCAAUCGUGGUGUCACGCUCACCCUCCACACUGCCAUUGAUGCUCCACAAAUGGAUUAUCACCACUAAAUCCGCAGCACCUUUGAGAUGUUGUGCAAGACAUGUAAUUUUUACAUUUUUCCAUGCUCCCAAAAAACAAACACAAAAACACAAAACGAAUUUAUCUGCACUCCUCUCUCAUUCCCCCAACAUAUCUCCGAGACAGCAUUUUAGUAGCAGCGCGCACCCUUUGGAGAGGGCUCGAAGGUGAAUUUCCUCACAGCAAAUUGGGGGGAAAUUAUGUCAAAUUCAAUCAACAGCGUGUAAAUACCCGUAAAGACAUCCCAACAUAGCAAUUUCGUGCCCCUCCUCAGAGGUUAUCGACUUGAAAAUCAAAAUUACUGCAUAGAUGAAGCAGAAAUAUUCAAUAGACGAGAAAAUAUUAACGAGAAAAAAAGCAUAGUAAAUGUCACAAGUUUGUGUAAACUCAGCAAAAAAUAUUCAUAGAGGAAUGUGUUCUAAGAAAAAAAAAAUGAAAGGUGUUCAUAAAAUAAAUCAUCGCGUUAUUCUUCAUUCCGUGGAUUAUUUUCUUCAAGGAAAAAAAAUUGAGGAAAGAUUAUUCGAAAAAAAAAAAACAGAAUGGUUUUUGAUCAUUUUGAAUUGUUUUGUACAAAUUUUUAAAUAUUUAAAAAUUAUAUAUUACGUAGAAAUAUCCUAUUUAAAUUAAAUUAACAAUAUUACUAACAGAAAUAUAUAUAAUGCGUAAUUAUGUAAAUGUAUAAUAUAUUAAAUAACAAUAAACAAUUCAAUUAUAAAAAAAA
Molecule: messenger RNA, 3357 nt
Organism: Lutzomyia longipalpis
Lineage: Eukaryota; Metazoa; Arthropoda; Insecta; Diptera; Psychodidae
Gene: Trim9
Product: E3 ubiquitin-protein ligase TRIM9
Exons: 10
Coding region: 437-2626 (729 amino acids)
Molecular function (GO): zinc ion binding; protein binding
Source: RefSeq, a predicted model, not a curated record